AUGAAGAGCUCGGACAUGUCUGUCGGACGUUCGCAAGAUUCUCUUCCGUCUCUUGACCCCAGCAAAGAAGGCGCCUUCACAUGCAGCAAGCCCGACAAGAGCAUGCACAUCACGUCCAUGCUCAAUGGAGGCAACGACCAGCCCUGGGCCAGAACAGCUGUAACCCAGAGCAUGAACAUGGAGAUGAAUCAAGGGUGCCCCAACGGACUUAUGAACUACUACUCCAACACAUUCUUUGAUCCGAGGACAAGCUCGUCUAACCUCUUCAUGCGAGGCGACCCCAAGACCUCCCUGCCGUUUGACUACUACAAGAGCAUAAACCCAAUGACCAUGUUCUCAAACCCGCUGGGCGCUGUUCGGUUACAAAAUGAGGUCAGCUCUUACAAGUUGUCCGAUCAGCUGAGAGACGUUGCUUCAUCUUCGCUGCUCAUGGCGACAAACUCGUCAGCAUUUGAUACUCGCCUGCUUGCAGAAGGACGGACCUUCAAGAGUGAGUUGACCCGCGACGAUGAGCUGCUUCAGCAUCGGCACAACUUCCACCUCAGCAAGCCUGUUGACAGACUGCAGGCUCUCAAGGAAAUGGCGCUCCGAGAUUUGGCUGCCUCAAGGGACUCCGGCAGCUCGUCUGCCUUCGCCCGGGUCAAGACUUGCGAAGAUGAAGACCAGAACAAGGGCGCGAUGAAGCUCGAGGGUAAACACGCAGACCUGGCAGAGAAGUCAGACAACGGGAACGAGGCGGGCAGGAAGGAGUGCAAAGCUUGCACGUAUGGGUCUCACUGUGCACACACGUGCGACAAAGGCAAGAAAGGCGCCCCAAAGACCGUGAUUCCGAAGAAGAGAAAUAAAGAAAAGUCCAGCAACGGACAGGAUGCAUGGCAGAAAAAGCAAGCUGCGAUGGAAGAAAAACUUCGCAGAGAACAAUUGAAGCAGAGGCAGAAGGAGGAAAGAGAAAGACUGAAGAAGGAGAGAGAGAACCAGAGGAAAGAAGAUCAGCUGCGCAAGAAAGCUGAGGAGGCAAAGAAGAAAGAAGAGAGAGAGAAAGAGCGCGAGCGUACAGAGCAGAAGAAGCAGAAAGACGCGCAAGCAAAGCGACCGAUCCUGGACGCUGAGGUCGAGGAUGUCCUUGCAGCCGUUAGCUUCAUGAGCUUGUUCGGACGGCAGCUGAUCGGGCUGAAGAUCGACGCAGACUUCCUGUACGAGAGCUUGCAGGAGGGGACGGACUCGAAGCUGCAUGAAGUCUUCAUGCGCCUAACCAACGCGGCACUGGACGCUAUGGAUCAGGCACGGGGGAGCGAAGAAGUGAAGGAGGAGAGAGAGGGGAAACGUGGAGACGCGAGCGACAUCCGCAUGGUCAAGCACGUCUGCCUCUCCUCUAAGGAAGAUGGCUCCGGCUCUUACCCGCUCUGGUCCUUGUUGAACAACAUCACUUGGCCGGCGCUUCUCAGCGUCUUGCUCGUUAGUCUGUCCGACUCUCAAGAGGCCUCGGAGCCCUGGUACUCCGACUGCGCCAAGCUUCUGCUUGAGCAGGAGCCCAGCUUGCUUCCGCUCGAUCUCAAGGUUAAGCUUCUUCGCUUCCUGUGCGACGAAGCCUGCUCGUCGCCGGGCAUGCACAAGGUCCUCGAGUUCAACCUCGAGACGCAGCAUCAGAUCCGCAAGUCAAGGAUGGAGUCAGACACUCUUGACAAGAAGCGCAAGCUUGACCUGCAGUCAGCGCUGGAGAAGAAGAGCGCCAAGGCAACGGGAGGGAGCAGCGAGUCACAGGGAGACAAGCCCGAGGGUUCCAAGAAGGCUAAGGCGGCAGAGGCAGCUGGAGGAGGAGGAGGAGGGGAUCCUGGAGCGACGGACCAGAAGGUGGCACAGUCUCGAGCUCGAGCAGAGGAAGUUUGGUUGUCGCGGAGGAGCGGGAGCGAGCGACUGCCGAGCGAGACGGAGAUAGAGAGCGAGAUGAAGAUGCUGGAGGACCGCAAGCGCAAGCGAGACGUGGAGUUUAACAGGGAUAUGGACCGAGUCAAAGUGCGAGGGGAGUGUCUGGGACAAGAUCGCCUGCAGCGAGUGUACUGGCAGCUUGAAGGAGUUGCGGAUGUUGUGCUGGUGCGGGAGGCCAAGGGAGGAGGGUGGACCUGCUACUCCUAUGGGGAAGAGCUGGACGCGCUCAUGGGCUGGCUGAGCGUGCGGGGGAUGCAAGAGAACAAUCUGCUCAAGCGACUGAGAAGCCUCCUGAGCUAUCAGAAGGACUUUGCUCAGAUCUCAAAAGCCACUAAGGUGAAAGACGUGUCAGCCAGAGCUCCUUACAACCGCUUGUCAAAGUCUUCCGACUCCUCUCCUCCAAUCAUGAACGUGCUGCAGCAGCUGAGCACGAAUGCAGCAGCGUUCGAGGGGCCUGGCGAUGAGGACGAUGGAGUGAAGAUGGCCAGAGAGAAUCUGCUCAACCUGGAGGCCUGGUGCAGGUGGAGUUACGUGGCUGAGCCGAACCCGGAGGAGGAAGACAAGGAGGACGAGGAGGAGGACAACGAGCUGUCAGCGAUGGCUAGCUCUGUCUCAAGCUGGCAGAAGAGGAGACAAGAUUGGGCGAAGAAGCUGAAGCAAGCGAAGAGUCUCCGUGCCGUCGCUGAUGCGAUGGUUGUGAUGGAGAGCUUCCUUCAUGACGUCUCCUCCUCCUCCUCCUCCUCCUCCUCCUCCUCGUCUCAUCGCAGUGCGGAUGCUGCUGAGCCAGCGGGAGGUCGAAGGCCUGAGGGCCUCGAGUUUGCUCGCGGGAUCCUACAGGGGACCAUCGAGUACUCUUGCGAUGACGAGGGCUCGGACGACUGCGAUGACCAGGGGAUCGCUCUGUGGUCCAAGGAGGAGGAGAGGAGCGCAUGGCAGCUGCUCGCCUCCCGCACCAGUGCCGCGUCUGUUAACCUCGCCGUCCUCCUCCUUGGCGAUCGUGUCGCCUCCCUGCUCCGCAACAUCGUCAACCUCCGCCUGCGCUCGUCAAAGGGUCGGAAGCUCCGCGUGUGCGUAUGGACGGAGGACAUCAAGGCCUAUGCAUGGCAUGCCUGCGUGGUAAUGGGCUACAAGGUUCCGUUCCCCAUGGCCGCGAGCCCCUCCAAGGGAGACAGCAGAAGCAAGAACGGCGUGGUCAAGGUCAUGCACCGCGUCCGCUGGAACGACGGGGAAGAGGACGAGUGGCUCUAUCUUCCUGAGGAAGCGUUUCAAGUGUGGAAGGUCAGCGGAUCAAAGUCGAGCUUAGGUCGCUGGUUGGAGCCUCAGGAGACGGAGCUUAACUUCCUCCUCGCGUCCGACCAGCUGGCAGUAGAGGAGGCAGCGAGCAAGAGGAGCCGCCUGGCCCCUUCCAAGAAAGAUUAG
Guillardia theta CCMP2712 is the source of this 3345-nucleotide messenger RNA. RefSeq lists its product as hypothetical. The record is from RefSeq and is a predicted model, not a curated record. The transcript has 28 exons. NCBI's taxonomy places the organism in Eukaryota, Cryptophyceae, Pyrenomonadales, Geminigeraceae. The coding region runs from base 1 to 3345 and encodes 1114 amino acids.